Molecule: messenger RNA, 2307 nt
Organism: Schistosoma mattheei
Lineage: Eukaryota; Metazoa; Platyhelminthes; Trematoda; Strigeidida; Schistosomatidae
Source: the annotation of a GenBank genome assembly
GCUCCUAAAACAUCUAUAGUGUUUGAUUUUCAAAUGCAGUGAAUCCUUAGUAUUUAUAUAUUAACAACUGUAUAAAAAUUAUACAUACAAGUAUAGACAUGUAUUGCUUGAAUUGCCUCAACUUUCUACCCACAUACAACGUAUCCAAGUGGCUUAACGAGCCAAGUUAUGUUUGGAGGAUAGUUUUCCUUUGUUGUUUGGCGAACUUCAUUAACGCAGCUGAUCGAGUUAUCAUGCCUAUUGUUAUAAUUCCCAUAUCGAAUCACUUUGGCUGGAAUCUUCACCAAUAUGGAUUAGUUCUGAGUUCGUUUUCUGUAGGCUAUCUUGGAAGUAUGAUUAUAGGUGAAAGAGCAGCAAGACGAUAUGGUGGAGGUCUGGUCCUUAGUUUUGCCAUCGCAUUCUGGUCAUUAUCAUCCCUCCUCACUCCAUUCUUUGCUCACUCUAUUCGCUCUCUGAUAACUGUGCGUAUACUACUUGGCUUAAGAGAAGGAAUAGGUCUUCCUACGGUAUUCCACAUAUUUUCUUAUGUUGUGCCUGUUGAAGAACGCAGUCGAUCUUUCAGUUAUAUGGUCACAUUUGGUGCUGUUGGUCAAACAGUAGCUACCUUGGUUUGCCCUCAUUUAAUUUGGUCUCAUUCGUUUUUCAUAUUUGGUUUUAUUGGUCUUGUGUGGAUUUGUUUCUGGAUCCCUGUCUUUAACGUUGUUAGAAGAGCUGAGUCACGAAUUGAGUUGCCUGCUCAACAAUCUCAGCCUUCCAGACCGUCUCUUCGUUGGACCGAAUUCGUUUCACACUGGCCAUUAUGGGCAAUUUAUAUUGCUCAUUUCAGUAUGAACUGGUCAAAUUAUAUUGUAAUGCUAUGGUUACCGACCUACUUAUUCCGUUAUUUGGGAGCUACUGAAUAUGCAAUAAUGCUAACAGCUAUACCUUAUAUAUGUAAUUGUAUUGGGAGUGUUAUCGCCGGACGGCUAGCGAAUUACUUAACUAAACGGCAGUUCACUGUACUAACUGUUCGACGCUUAAUGUCAUCUAUUGGUCUUCUUGGUCCAGGUGUGGUACUUUUUUUGUUUUCCCUAUCAAGCAGUGUAACAUCAGCUAUUGUGGGACGUUAACAUUCAUUUUCGAGUAGCACUUGGUGAAACUUAGCAAUGAUGUUAUUUUCUGCAAUUAUCCAAGGGGAAAUGCAAAUUCUUCAAGUAUGGCGUAACUUGUGUCCAAAUGCAUUAUGGGAAAUAAGCGAAUUUUUGCAAUGCGAUACUCUGGACACCAGGUUUUUAAUUGAGAUUUAAUCGAUGUAAAAGCCAAUGAAGUGUGUUUCAUUCAAAAAGUGAAGAUGACCAGUCAAAUUCAAGCUGGGCGGAAUGGGUUAUUUGUAUUUAUAGGAAAAUCGUCGUUCAUGAGGUUGUAAUGAAGCGUGAUGACAUUAUAGUUAAAACAUCUGAUCCGAAAGACUCCAUGAUGGAGAAAUUUUAUUACAAUUCUGACACUAACAUGCAAUCAUAUAUGCGUAACCCUACAGUCAUUUAGUUUUCAUCGGAAUAUGUGAAUCUGAUACAACGAUAAAAAAAUAAGGUAAAUCUACAGUACUUCAUGGGUAUGCUUGUCUGUAUAUUCCUGUGUACAAUAUGUAUCAUUCAUGUAAACAAAAAUUAGUUUUUCCCUUUUGCCUUAAAAAAACGUAGCAUGAUACUGAGAUUUUCUUCGAUAAACAUAAAAUAUUAUCAGGUGUUGACUAUUUUACGGGACUGAAUUGAAUGAAUAUUCUCAUAUAACGUUCCUAUGAAUUAUUUUUGUGUUGUCAGUUGGUAUUCCCUAUCAUUUAUGAGUAAUUACUUCUAGAUUUUGAUUAUUAUUUCACUGAGUGUAAACUGCAAAAUGUUGGUACAGAAGUCUUUUAAAUCCGUCUGUAGCCUUAUUAUUUGUACAAUAUUCUUUUGCUAUAUUUUCCAAUUGUUCAAAUUUUUACAUAUCAUGAAAAAUUGUUUUGUUUUUCUUUAGUCAGUAUUGUUCGUCAAUGUUAAAUAUUUAGAAAUUGAUACUGGUAAUAAGCUCGAACAUAAAUGUAGAUUUUAAAAAAACACUUAAAAGCCUUCCUGUAAAGAAAUUUCAAUUUUGCGAGUUCAUAGUAAAAUGACUUAUCUUUUAUUCAGUCCUUAACGUAAAUAAAAAUUAGCUCAGUAAAUUAGAUGCAAAUGUGUGUAAUGACUGUGAAUCCCACUUAGUAUGCUUGCUGUAAACCAUCACUGAAUUAUGUAUUCCUAAGUAAGGUAAGUUUCAUUAUCACAUCUUAUAAAAAUGCAUAUUAUUAUA